Molecule: messenger RNA, 2566 nt
Organism: Durio zibethinus
Lineage: Eukaryota; Viridiplantae; Streptophyta; Magnoliopsida; Malvales; Malvaceae
Source: RefSeq, a predicted model, not a curated record
AAGAUUACCAGAGUACCCUCAAGUUAUUGACUUAAUUACAUAGAAUUAAUUAGUAAUUAAGCUCCCACAUUAGAGGAAGAAAGCGUAAUUAUCUGUGGGGAGCGAGGCAAGGCAAGUGGUCAAAGGUGAUGAGAAGUUUUGCCUAAAUCAAACAAUUUGACCGACUAAAAUGGAAUAACAGGGCCGGGUAACAUGAGCCUCACGUGACAUGCUUCGCGUCGUUCGAAAGUGAGUCACACGUUGAAUAUGCUCUCCCAUAAGGCCAAACUCCUCCCAAAAAAGGCCAAACGGGAUCCAUUCUACACGUGUCCAAAUCAUACACCAUCAUCGGGAUGUGGCGGCUUGUUUCUAAUCGGAAUCUGCGGUGUGAGACUAACCGAUGCUGGUGAUUAGAGGUACGUGACUCGUCCAAAUUGCACAUCAUUAUAAAAGACAUAUACCUAAAAAAACUAUUUUUAAAAAAUAAUAUGCAGGAUUUCUGUUGGGAUCUUAUAAAACGGCAAAUUCAGUGUUUGGGACUCCACGGCAACCAAAACUCUGCUUCUACUACUAUACUACACUUUUGCCUACUCUUAUUGAAAUAUUUUGGUUCUCCGUAUAGUUUCUUUGAAACACUAGCAGCCUUUUUCUUCUCUUUCUUCGGUGUUUGCAGAUAAGAUUGCUUUCAUUCUCAGUCGUGAAGUGAAGUCUAAUCGUAGUGGGUUUUUUUUUUUUUCCAGAUUUUCCAUCUGGAAUCGUCAGGGAAUAGUGACCAGUAUAGAAACUUCCUGGUACUGGGUUGGCAAAAAAAAAGGAAUUACUGGAGCUUUUUUGUACAGGCCAUAGUUGUUUACUUCCCUUUUCUGCUGGGUUCAGUAUCUCCUUUUAUAUCUGUUGCUUUCUACCAAAUCUUUAGGGUCUGUGAGAUCUUUUUCCCUUCUCAGCCUCUGCCAGGGUUCUCUUUGUUGAAGGGUCUCUCUCUCUGUUUCCCUCUCUUCUUCCCUUUUUCCAAUCUAUAUCUGAAAACAUAAUCUUUCAAGGUUGUUCAAGUUUUUGAUAGUGUUUUUGAAACCUUUUGAUACCUAUUGGCAGAUUUCUGAUUCAGCCUUGUCUUUGUUAUCUCUUUCCAAGGUUUAAGCUUUCCUUUCACGGUUCCUUGCCUUUUCCCCACUUUAUUCUUCUACCUGCGUCGACCCUUGUUCUCUUCUAUCUUCUAUCCAUGCCAACGGACAGAAUCUGAGACCAUCCAAACAACGUAGCCUCCAAAAGAAAAGGGAAAUCAUCUAAGCCAAAAAUGGACCAAAGUGUCCUAUGUCCGAUCAAAUACACCGAACACAAAAAAGUCACCAAAAAAUUCAGAAAACCAUCCUUAAAAACCAAAAAACCAUCUUCCGAUUGUGACCCUACUCACAACAGCAACAACCCUGAUGGUCCGAGAAUCGUUCGUGUAUCUGUUACGGACCCUGACGCAACAGACUCUUCCAGCGACGAGGAAGCUGACUUCUUUGGUCGCCAGAGAGUGAAACGCUACGUCAACGAGAUCAACAUCGAAGCCGCUUGCAAAAACACUGCCACCACCAUUACUUCCAACAGCAACCGCAAAAGGAAAGUCCCUGCCUCUGACGUCACAGCGCCUUGUCGUAGACCGCUCAAGCUUUCUUCAUCCAACGGAAACGGUAGGAAGUUUAGAGGAGUACGGCAAAGACCGUGGGGAAAAUGGGCGGCCGAGAUUAGAGAUCCUACUCGACGUGUACGGCUGUGGUUGGGUACUUAUGACACUGCUGAAGAAGCAGCCAUGGUUUAUGAUAAUGCAGCAAUCAAACUUCGAGGGCCUGACGCUUUGACCAACUUCGUUACUCCCCCAGCUAAAGAAAAUAAUGAAAAGCCAGAAAACAUUAACGUGGCUUCAGUUCCUGGAUGGUACGAAUCAGGGGACGAAUCAUCUCACAAUCUUUCUUCUCCAACUUCAGUUCUUAACUUCCAAACUCAAUCAAGUGAAGAAAAAGCAAUCGAACCGGAAAAACCGGUUCAGGAACUCCAAGAAGAAGAGAGUAAGCCGCCGCCGGUUCCUAGUGAAUGUCAAGUGGAAACUGCAACAAACUUGCCCGAUGAUUUGGGAGAUUAUUUGCCACUCGAUUUCCCUUUCCGUGACGAGUUUUUCAAUAUCCCAGUUCCAGGAAUGUCGAUUUUUGAUGAUACUGCGACAAUUUUGCCGGACAGCAGCUUGUUCAAUGAGGAUUUUAGUGACAUGUUAAUCGAUACGCCCCAAGAUUUUGGCUGCUCCUUAUCACCUUCAAUUUAUCAAGUGGACGAUUACUUUGAAGACAUCGGCGAUUUGUUCUUCCCAGACCCUCUUGUGGCACUAUGAGAGAGAAAGUUUAGUCCCUUUUCGAAACGAGUGUCGUCCCCGUUUGCUUGCUGAUUUCUCGGUAGUUUUUGGAUCGGCGGCAACAAAAAAAAAUUGGGGCUAAUAAUUUUUUUUUAACGCUGUUAAGUAGUAUUAUUUAUUUGUUUAAUUUCUCCGUUAAAAUAGACGGAGAGUUCAGUGGAGUUUUCUUUUGCUGAAUUUUGUGUUUUUCUUUUUAUA